UUUAUCUCCUACCUCUUUCUCUUAUCCAACUAAAAUCCCUCUCUCCUCUCCUCUCCCUCCCUCGCCUUCUCACUGUAGAAAUUGUGAUUACCCCCAAGCCGCCAAGAUUAGAGAGCCUUUGCUAGACAAUCCUCCGGUCGCCGACCGGAGGGCCGAAGAUAAUGCCCUCCCCGCACCUCCGAUCAAAGUUGAUCCGCCAAAGAGGCCCAAGAGGAACAAGUAUGCGCUCGCUUGUGCUAUUCUGGCCUCCAUGACUUCAAUCCUGAUGGGUUAUGAUAUUGGAGUGAUGAGCGGAGCUUCACUCUACAUCGAAAAGGACCUCAAGGUCACGGACACACAAAUCGAGAUCCUGUUGGGUAUUCUGGAAAUCUACUCCCUCAUUGGGUCCGCCAUGGCCGGAAAAACUUCCGACUGGGUCGGCCGCCGCUACACCAUAGUCAUCUCCGGAGCGAUUUUCUUCGUCGGAGCGAUUCUCAUGGGGCUCUCCACCAACUACACCUUCCUCAUGUGCGGCCGCUUUGUCGCCGGCAUCGGAGUCGGCUACGCCCUCACGAUUGCUCCCGUCUACAGCGCCGAGGUCGCUCCGGCGUCGUCUCGCGGCUUCCUCACGUCUUUCCCAGAGGUGUUUGUCAAUAUUGGCAUAGUAUUGGGGUAUUUAUCCAACUAUGCCUUCUCCUUUUGCCCUCUUGACUUGGGGUGGAGGCUCAUGCUCGGUGUUGGCGCAAUUCCCUCUGUUGGUCUUGCCGUCGGUGUCUUGGCAAUGCCUGAGUCGCCUCGGUGGCUCGUCAUGCAGGGUCGACUUGGCGAAGCCAAGCAAGUCCUGGACAGAACCUCAGACUCCAAAGAAGAGUCCAUGCUCAGACUAGCCGACAUCAAAGAAGCUGCUGGAAUCCCCGAGGAGUGCAAUGAUGAUAUCGUUCAGGUCUCUGGUCACAGCCACGGUGAAGGCGUGUGGAAGGAAUUGUUUGUUCGUCCGACACCAACCGUUCGUCAUAUUGUAAUUGCAGCCCUCGGUUUCCACUUCUUUCAGCAAGCCUCAGGUAUAGACGCCCUUGUUUUGUACAGUCCAAGAGUCUUUGAAAAGGCUGGGAUCACCAACUCAGACCAAUUGCUACUCUGCACCGUGGGAGUUGGACUUUCCAAAACUGUCUUCACCUUAGUCGCUACUUUUUUCCUUGAUCGGGUUGGACGGCGUCCACUACUGUUAACGAGUAUGGCUGGUAUGGUAGGCUCCCUGGUGUGUCUUGGUACAAGCCUUACCAUUGUUGAUCAACACGAAGGGGUUAGAAUGACGUGGGCAGUUGUUUUGUGCUUGUGCUGCGUAUUAGCCUAUGUCGGGUUCUUCUCAAUUGGGAUUGGGCCUAUUGCCUGGGUCUACAGCUCUGAGAUCUUCCCGUUGAGGCUGCGGGCUCAAGGGUGUGGUAUGGGAGUGGCCGUGAAUAGGUUGAUGAGUGGCAUCCUCUCAAUGACCUUCAUUACGUUGUAUAAGGCCAUCACAAUGGGUGGUACCUUCUUUCUUUAUGCGGCCAUCGGCAUUGUUGGUUGGAUCUUCUUUUUUACUAUGCUCCCGGAAACACAAGGCAGAACCCUUGAAGAUAUGGAGGUCUUGUUCGGUAAGUUCCACAAGUGGAGAAAAGCCAAUAAACUGCUCGAAAAGAAAAAGCAAGUUGCUCAUGGUGAUGGUGGCACAAGUGAUCCGGACAACAGGGCGCACCUCUUAGCUUAGUGAGUGAAUUUAAACAAGUACUAGAACUACGGAACAUCUCUUGAAUUUAAACAAAUUUAUUGUACGCACCCGUUAUAUUAAGGGUGAUUCCGCCCACUGGAUCCUAAUUUUGGAGGUUCAGUGGUCGGACACAACGGAACAGUUUACUAUCCUAGGAACUGCCUAUCCGAUGAUAAAAAAUUGCUCGUCUUAAUUUGGUGACAAAGGAUGGAUGAUUUUCGAGCCCGGAAACGAGGAAGGAGCUUCUAUCCAAUGAAGAACACCAAGCUAAGAUGAAGUUAGGUAUGUAUUGUACAAGUUUGUUGGUCGGAGUAUCUUUCUUUCAGUAUUUGCCGUACCUUUUAUUUGUUUGUGAUACAUUGGCACCCAACUACCGGAGAAUAUUGUUUGGUGUUGAGUUUAAUAAAAAAUCUCCUAUUGAAAAACUUA
Molecule: messenger RNA, 2155 nt
Organism: Pyrus x bretschneideri (Chinese white pear)
Lineage: Eukaryota; Viridiplantae; Streptophyta; Magnoliopsida; Rosales; Rosaceae
Product: polyol transporter 5
Exons: 3
Coding region: 251-1726 (491 amino acids)
Biological process (GO): transmembrane transport
Cellular component (GO): membrane
Molecular function (GO): carbohydrate transmembrane transporter activity
Source: RefSeq, a predicted model, not a curated record